This is a messenger RNA of Kogia breviceps (pygmy sperm whale), 2667 nucleotides long. It is a transcript of the gene CSF3, whose product is annotated as colony stimulating factor 3. Gene Ontology annotation, cellular component: extracellular region. Gene Ontology annotation, biological process: immune response; positive regulation of myeloid cell differentiation. Gene Ontology annotation, molecular function: cytokine activity; granulocyte colony-stimulating factor receptor binding. The record is from RefSeq and is a predicted model, not a curated record. NCBI's taxonomy places the organism in Eukaryota, Metazoa, Chordata, Mammalia, Artiodactyla, Physeteridae.
CGUUCUGGCCCGUCCUGGGCUGGAACAGCGUUCUGUUGGGACAGAACAUGACAGUCUUGGGUGCGGCUGGUCAGACUUCCCCAGGCAGGCCCCAUGGCCUGUGGAAAACUCUCAGGCCCAAGGCAGAGGUCUGGAUUAUAACUCUGACUCCACUACCCAUGACCUUGGGCAAGCCUCUUCCCUCACUGGCCUGGUUCACGGAGUUGGAACAGACUCCAAAGUCCCUUCCAGCGCUAACAGUACGUGGUUCUCGGGUCUGAAGCCGGGCGGUUUCUUCUUUCUCACCCUAGCGCUUCUCCACUCAGGGCGGCACACACAUGCCCGCUGGCAGUGAACCUGGCCAGGGGAGCCACCUGUCCCAGACCCUCAACUCCAAAGCACUGAGACACUAGGGGGGAGGGGUAGUGCGGGCUGGAGGAGGAGGAAGGGCAAGGUCAGGUGAACCUGAACCGAGAGCCUCAAUGGGUCUUGCUUCAUUCGGAACAGACAUCCGGUUUCCUCUGGUCUCUGCCAGGAUUCCGGGGGCUUAAAGGAAUGAGUCAUGGGGGGGAUUGGGGAGUUCCCGGCUAACCAGUUCGGGACAGGAACCAGGAUGAUGCCUCUCAACAUGUAGGGUGGGGACAGGGGGCAAGACCCCAAUGUUCCUAUCUCAGGCCCUUGGCCCCUCAAGAGGGCACUCAGAGAGGCAGCCUCUGGGAAUUGGGGGGGAUAGGAAUAGGGCAACUAGUUUCUUCCUUCUCAGAAUUGGGGGCCUGGGGAGCAGGUGGCUUGAGAAUCCCAAGGGAGAGCGGCAAAUGGGGCUGACCCAGGAGAUGUGCCAGGGGAGGGCGGGAGGGAGGGCCCGAAGCCUAGGCCUGCCACUUCCCUGGGGUCGACCAGACUCCAGCCUCCCCGGCUUUUAUCAUUGGCUCAGCUUUCGUUCAGCGGUUCAGUUCAAACACUCUGGGGCAAUUGAGACCUGGGUGGGGCUGAGGGGAGGAAGGGAGUUUGAGGGGGGCAAGACGUCAAAGAAGAAUCAGAGAUUCCACAAUUUCACAAAACUUUCGCAAACACUUUUUUUGUCCCAACCCCCCUGCAUUGUCCUGGACGCCAAAUUUGCAUAAAUCUUGGGAAGUUAUUACUAAGCCUUAGUCGCAGCACCAGGUAAUUUCCUCCCAGGCCUCCAUGGGCUUGUGUAUAAAGGCCCCUGGACCUGGUCCCUGACAGAACCCAGAACCUACUACAGACCCAUCCAGACCCCGGCUGAACCUGCUGCCCAGAGCCCCAUGAAGCUGAUGGCCCUGCAGCUGCUGCUCUGGCACAGUGCACUCUGGACGGUGCAAGAAGCCACACCCCUCGGCCCUGCCAGCUCCCUGCCCCAGAGCUUCCUGCUUAAGUGCUUAGAGCAAGUGAGGAAAAUCCAGGCUGAUGGCGCUGAGCUGCAGGAGAGGCUGUGCACCACCCACAAGCUGUGCCAUCCUGAGGAGCUGGUGCUGCUUGGGCACUCUCUGGGCAUCCCCCAGGCUUCCCUGAGUAGCUGCUCCAGCCAGGCCCUGCAGCUGACAGGCUGCCUGAGCCAACUGCAUGGCGGCCUCUUCCUCUACCAGGGCCUCCUGCAGGCCCUGACGGGGAUCUCCCCAGACUUGGCCCCCACCUUGGACGUACUUCAGCUGGACGUCACCGACUUUGCCACCAACAUCUGGCUGCAGAUGGAAGACCUGGGGGUGGCCCCUGCCGUACAGCCUACCCAGGGCCCCGUGCCGUCCUUCACCUCGGCCUUCCAGCGCCGGGCAGGAGGGGUCCUGGUUGCUUCCAAGCUGCAGAGCUUCCUGGAGCUCGCUUACCGUGUCCUGCGCUACCUGGCCGAGCCCUGAGCAAAGCCCUCCCCCUUCAGUGUAUUUAUCUCUAUUUAAUAUUUAUGCUUAUUUAAACCUAAUAUUUAAAGACGGGGAAGACAGAAAGGAGCCCCAGACUCCUGGAUCCUUCCCUCCACCUCCAAGUUUCAUUCUCCCGCCUGUAGCAGGGAGAAAAACUCCCGUCUUCCUGUCCCCUGGACUGGGAGGGAGUUGGUAAAUACCAAGUAUUACUUCCUGUGACUGCUCCCUGCCUGGCUCCGUGGUGGGCUCUGGGGAGAGCCACAGCGAACCCCUACCCUGAGGGUGCCUACCUCGGGGCCCUUGGAAUCAUCGGGAAGUCUCCCACGUGGGAGAUGAGACAGCCCUGUUUAAUAUUUAAACAGCAGUGUUCCCCAACUGGGUCCUUGCACCCCUGGCUCUGGCCUGACUUGGCUGUUUCCCUCGAGUCCCCUUUGCCUCGGGCACGGAGCCCAUCAGAGGCAGCCGGAGCCGGGACGCUUGACCCUGGGGUCCCGCGAAUUUGCUGGGGAAUCCUUUUAAGAUUUUUUUCGGGCACGUUUUGACUCCUUGUGUGGGGAGCCCAGGCAUCAGCGCCUCUUGUUUUUCUGGAUGCACUAUAGACACCAUCGGGCUAGUGGCGCCUGCCCCACCCCGCCGGGGUCAGGGUCGGGAUUCUGAUUCCUUUUCAGGCUGGGCAGUCGUGUCUCUGCCUUGCUGGGUGGGACUGGGAAUGUGGGAGGGAAAAGAUGAGGGGGCUCAUGUGACGGGGUGUGAGAGGGGCGCUCGACUGUUCACCUUCCCCCUCGGCCCCCACUUUCUCACUGUAGCCAAA